AUGCUUGAUCCGGGGCUCAGGCUUCGCCGGGCGGUGGUUGAGGGCAACCUCGACAACGUCAAGCGGCUUCUCCACCGGUUCCCGGACUUGUGGCUCAACCCGAACCCGCAGCACCAGGGGUGGACCAACCUCCACUACGCGCUGUUCCAUGGCCACUACCUCGUGGUGUUCUACUUGGUGCUGUUUGUCACCCGCUCCCACGGCACAUUAGCCGACCACUUCCUGAGGCUUGACCUCGUGCUGUUUGACGGCGUAUCUCCUUUACACGUGCUGACGAUCAACCACCACUUACAGGUGCUCAACUACCUUCUCCAGGAGUUUUCGGACCCCCGGUGGGUCAAUAUGGCCGGCGGCGAGCACCAGCGGACGCCGCUCCACUACUGCUGCGUCCACGGGUUCGCCCAGGGGAUGCGCCUCUUGCUCGAGUGGGGCGCCGACUACAGCGCCCGCGACGGCCACGGCGACUCGGUGCUCCACCUCUGCUUCCAAUACGAGCGCGACGACUGUGUCGAGGUGCUCUUAAGGUUUAUUGCCCGCACUCUCCCUGAGGGCGAACAAGCUUUGAAGUACGUGGAGCAGAUGCGCAACCACCGUGGCGUCGUCGCCACCGAGUACUUGCCGACGUUCGAGCUGGGCCAGCAUUACGAGAAGAUGAAGCACGAUACGUUCAGACAGCGGGCGCUCGACGGCUACUCCCAGCUGAAGCUGCGGCUGACGCUCCUGAUAGCGGAGCCGAUAGCGCCGCCACCAGCAGUAACCGGCGCCGCCCCUCACACUCCACAACUGCUGCCGACAGAGAACAGAGUAUUGCUUUCGCCCAUCAUUUCCGUGUCCAAGCAGAAGCGCACAAACCUGACCACUCGCGCCCACUCGCUGCUGCUACCUUCUGGCGAUAGAGGCACCGACCGCCACGAUCGCGAUCUGCGCCCGCCCAAUUUGCGCAAGCGCCUGAGCACGGUGACCGCUGUACGCCCUGGAAAUGCCCUGGUGGUGCUGGCGGCGACGCUGGCGCUGAACGGGGCGCUGCGACUGCUGCUGAUCGUGGGGCUGCUGGUGGCGCCGCUGAUCGUGACUACGCUGCUGGGAGCACUGACAGAACCGCCAGGAGUUCAAAUGGCGCAAUUGGCGCAAAUGGUGCCAGGAGGGCAGAUGGCGCCGGCGCCGACGUUCGCCAAGCCGCCACCGCUGUUGAAACUGAUAACAAUAUCGCCGCUGGUGCGCAAACUGAGCGGCGACACCGGCCUCGACUCGGCGCUGCCCCAGCUGUAUAUACUGGAGCUGCCAGCGACGAUGAUGCUGCCUCGCCGGAGACUUCUGGGGGGCCAGCCGCGACCACCUCCCGAUGCGUUUGGCUUCUUAAGUCAAUUAACCUUCGAGAAACCGAUCCCCGAGGCCGCAGUCACGGCAGCGCAAAAUGCUGUGGUCCAGCUGAUGCUGCCGCCACGGCGUAAAGUGCUGGGAACGCCGUUGCUGCUGGUACGCAUCCACAACUCUAGCAGCCGCACUCUGCUAUAUGGUGAUGCGGCGCCACCAGCACCACUGGCAUCAUCAGGUAGCGGGCUGGCGAAACCGCGCCAGCGGCUGACGCUGAACGACUCGUUGCGGCUGGCGUUUGGGUUGCGUAAGCUGAAGAGCUCAGGCAAUAUCGGCAAUAGGCCGCUGCUCCGCAAGACGAAGACGGCGGUGCCGCCUUUACCCGAGGACGAUUCCAACAAUUUCAAAGGGAUCUCGUUCAAACGCGUGCGGUCACAAAAAUAG
Messenger RNA from Diutina rugosa, 1758 nucleotides. RefSeq lists its product as uncharacterized. The coding region runs from base 1 to 1758 and encodes 585 amino acids. Gene Ontology annotation, molecular function: protein binding. The record is from RefSeq and is a predicted model, not a curated record. The transcript has a single exon. Lineage: Eukaryota; Fungi; Ascomycota; Pichiomycetes; Serinales; Debaryomycetaceae.